Molecule: messenger RNA, 867 nt
Organism: Glossina fuscipes
Lineage: Eukaryota; Metazoa; Arthropoda; Insecta; Diptera; Glossinidae
Product: protein bunched, class 2/F/G isoform-like
Exons: 1
Coding region: 18-515 (165 amino acids)
Source: RefSeq, a predicted model, not a curated record
AAUACGCCCAAAGGCAAAUGUUACAAAGAUCCCAAACGAAAACGCCCGCGAUCGAUAAAAUAGGGCAACUAAAACAACAAAGAAAGCAGCAGCAUCAGCAAGAAACAAUAGCGACAAAAAAUAGUAUUAGCAAUAAGUCAGAACAGCGGCAUAAGGAUAUAGCACCGCCAUUAACAUCAACGAAUAAUAAUUACAUAGAGAAGCCGCAAAAGAUGAAGCAAACGUCCGUUAACAAUAAUGCCACAAAUGCAGCCAAUGCAACAGCAACAGCCUUUGGUAAUAUAUGGAGUAAAUUUUCGGCUUCUUGUAGUGAUGCCAAACAACAGAAAUUAUUACUGAAGCAACAGCAACAACAGCAAAAACAAAAUAUGAUAUCAAAGACUUUGCAGGCAGCAAACCCAUGCGGUGGCGGUGGCGGUGGCGGCGUCGGCGGCGGCGAUUCAACAUUGCCAUCAAAUGUAACAAAUCGUAAGAAAAGAAAAUCAAAGAAAAACAACAACAAUUUUCUUAAUUAAUCAUUUUGAUCUGUGUAAUUUAUUCUAAAGAAAAUAUGAUCGUUAAGGUGGAUCAUAAGGUGGACAAAAAAACAAAGCCUUUUUAACACAAAAAUCCUUUUCUUUCCUUAUAUUUUUUAUAUAUGGGUUUUGCUAUGUUAUCCUCUUAAACUCUUCUCCUUCCUUUUUUUUUUUUUAUUCUUUUAACUAAAAUGAAAUUUUUUUUUUAUUUUUAAUCUAUAUCAUCAUAUAUAUAAAGGAAAUAUAAAUAAUCCGAAGAAAAGAAAUAACAAAAUGUUCGAAGAAAAUCUUUCCUAGUUUAAAUUUGUGCUUUAUGAAUAAAAAAAAAAAAAAAAAAAAAAAAAAAAAAAAA